AUGAAGCAAAAAAAAAACAAACGAGUUACUGAAGAUACCUUGAAAACUUUAGGUGACCCAAUGAAUGUGUUGAAAGUUAUUAGCCAACCAGUUAAAAUCGAUAAAUUGGAUUCUUCUGUUCAAGGAUUCAAUUGGAGAAUUACUCCAGAUAAGUUAUAA
Molecule: messenger RNA, 159 nt
Organism: Entrophospora sp. SA101
Lineage: Eukaryota; Fungi; Glomeromycota; Glomeromycetes; Entrophosporales; Entrophosporaceae
Source: the annotation of a GenBank genome assembly